AUGUGUAAUUAUGGCCAUGUCGGUAUUAGGGUACUGCAGGCAAGCACCAUUAUACCCAUUGCACCUACAUAUUCCAUUCUGCCAGAACCCAUGUCUUUUCUCCGGAGCUUUUCCGUCUCCUGCCGGGCCUUGGCGAAAAAGCCUCUGCCUCAGAAGCAAAAGUUUUUGGGCCGCGUCAGCAACAAUCUUUCGCUGGGCGUUGUUGGUUUGGCCAAUGUGGGCAAAAGCACGUUUUUCCAGGCCAUCACAAAGUCGACGCUUGGAAACCCGGCAAACUACCCGUACGCCACUAUAGAUCCCGAGCAGUCGCAGGUUGUGGUGGAAAGUCCCAAGUUGGACCAUCUUCAGCAGCUCUACGGGUCGGAGAAGAAAGUUCCAACUUCGCUCACCAUCUAUGAUAUUGCCGGAUUGACCCGAAAUGCUGCUAGCGGCGAAGGGCUUGGGAACAAGUUCUUGGCUGACAUUCGGCUGGUGGAUGGGAUUUUCCAUGUUGUGAGAGGGUUUCGGGACGACGAAAUCACGCAUAUUGAAACCACUGUUGAUCCUGUCAGAGAUAUGACGAUUGUCACCGACGAGUUGAUUUUGAAAGACUUGGACUUCAUUGAGACGGCGAUUGAGAAAGCAGCGAAAACGCUAAAGAAGCCCCAGGUGGACAAGGCAGCGGCCCAGUUUGAAAUCGACACCUUGAACAAGCUACUGGAUCUCUUAUACUCGGGCAAGAAAGUCGUGACGGAGGAUUGGUCUGACAGGGAGAUUGAUGUGAUCAACCCGUUGAAUUUGUUGACAGCAAAGCCCACGGUGGUGUUGCUUAACGUCAGCCCGAAAGACUAUGCCGACAACGGAAACGAGUUCAAACUGGCCGUGGAACAGUGGAUCGAGGAAAACAGUCCUGGCGACAAACUCUUGCUCUUUUCUGCUCAAUACGAGACCAUGCUCAACCAACUCCGCGAAUCCGGGUCUGCUCUGGAGUACAUGGCACAGUUUAAUAAUGCUCCAAGUGCCAUGGCUUCGAUUGUGGAUGCGAUCCGUGAAGUUCUCCGCCUUAUAUCCUUCUAUACAUGUGGGCCAAAGGAGGCGCACCAAUGGACAAUAAGAGAAGGGUCUACUGCGCCAGAAGCGGCCGGUGCUAUCCAUACAGACUUGCAAAAGACAUUUGUAUCUGCUCAAGUUUACAAGUGGGCUGAUUUGGAGCAAGAGUCGGCGCCGUUGAACGAAAGCAGCUUGAAAAGCAAGGGAAAGCAGUAUCGCCAUGGAAAAACCUAUGUUGUUGAAGAUGGAGAUGUGUUGGUGAUCAAAGCGGCGGGCGGAAAGUCCCGCUGA
Messenger RNA from Clavispora lusitaniae ATCC 42720, 1320 nucleotides. RefSeq lists its product as uncharacterized. The record is from RefSeq and is a predicted model, not a curated record. Gene Ontology annotation, molecular function: GTP binding; ATP hydrolysis activity; ATP binding. Lineage: Eukaryota; Fungi; Ascomycota; Pichiomycetes; Serinales; Metschnikowiaceae. Gene Ontology annotation, cellular component: cytoplasm.